UAACUCCACAAGAUAUCUCAGAUCUAUUUGGGGAAGGUGGUUUCUUCGUCUCACCAUUACCUAACCUACCGUUAAGUCGUUAACUCUAAUGGUCGUACCUUUUUUUCCUGCUAAAUAAAACCCUGUGGCCGUGGACUCUGCACUCAGUUGCUGCAUUUGGUAGUUUCAGCAAUGGAUGUUGAGUGGGUUCUCGAGUUUCUUAGGGGUAUGAUUAAGCCGGUGGCUGCACUUGCAGUGGUGCUCAUGGCGGUCCUCCUUUCCUUUAUGCAGAAGCUGGGUUUGGAGGGCGAGAUGAUUUAUUCCAUAUUUAGGGCCUUUAUUCAGUUAUCUGUUAUUGGGUUUGUUUUGCAGUUCAUUUUCAACCAGGAUCGUAGCAUUUGGAUCAUUCUCGCUUACCUUUUCAUGGUCUCUGUUGCUGGUUAUACAGCUGGUCAACGAGCGAAGCAUGUUCCUCGAGGAAAGUAUGUAGCUGGGGCUUCUAUCCUGGCAGGAACUGCAGUGACAAUGUUCGUGCUUGUUAUUCUGAAUGUUUUCCCCUUCACGCCCAGAUACAUCAUCCCUGUUGCAGGAAUGAUGGUUGGCAAUUCAAUGACAGUAACUGGGGUUACAAUGAAACGUCUCCGGGAUGAUAUCAAAGUGCAAAUGAGCCUGGUAGAGACAGCAUUGGCACUUGGUGCGACUCCUCGCCAAGCUACACUCCAACAGGUGAAAAGGGCUCUGGUCAUUGCGCUUUCUCCAGUGUUGGACAACGCCAAAACAGUGGGACUGAUUUCGCUUCCUGGAGCAAUGACUGGACUCAUAAUGGGAGGAGCUUCUCCAUUGGAGGCCAUUCAACUGCAAAUUGUGGUAAUGAACAUGCUGAUUGGUGCAUCCACUGUGAGUAGUAUCAUGUCUACUUACCUUUGUUGGCCUGCAUUCUUUACACCUGCUUAUCAAUUAGAAACUAAGGUCUUCAGCUCCGAUUGAGUAUUGGUGUAGCUCUUCCUUUAACUCGAAUGUAACGCUGUAUUAUAAUUUGUAAUUGCAUUGAUGAGUGACUCUAAGCAUUUUCCCAGUAACACUUUGAUCAAGGAGGACCAAUUGAUGAUGGUUCCCUCUUACCCAAAAAAUGAAAACCUUGAGUAAAAUGUCAUGAUGGGAGCAAAUGUAAGUGCGGAAGUAGAAGAAAACUCACAUACUCUGUUAUUUGUUGGGCUAUAAAUUAGGAACGUAGACAUUUGCUCUGCU
Messenger RNA from Manihot esculenta (cassava), 1227 nucleotides. Its product is annotated as protein ALUMINUM SENSITIVE 3. The transcript has 3 exons. Lineage: Eukaryota; Viridiplantae; Streptophyta; Magnoliopsida; Malpighiales; Euphorbiaceae. Bases 172 to 966 code for a protein of 264 amino acids. Gene Ontology annotation, biological process: response to aluminum ion. The record is from RefSeq and is a predicted model, not a curated record.